Molecule: messenger RNA, 4879 nt
Organism: Trifolium pratense (red clover)
Lineage: Eukaryota; Viridiplantae; Streptophyta; Magnoliopsida; Fabales; Fabaceae
Exons: 23
Coding region: 353-4822 (1489 amino acids)
Biological process (GO): positive regulation of translation; nuclear-transcribed mRNA catabolic process, nonsense-mediated decay
Cellular component (GO): nucleolus; cytoplasm
Molecular function (GO): mRNA binding; DNA binding
Source: RefSeq, a predicted model, not a curated record
UUCAAACUUUAUGUUUUUAUGAAUGACAUAAACAAAUUCUUUAUACCUUUUGAAAUAUAUCAUCCAAAUAUUUACUUGUAAGUAUUUGUCAGAUAAAUUUUUGUUUGAAAGUAGAGUUCCAGUGAAGGGUAAUUUUGUCAAAAAAUAAAAAAGAUUUCGGAGGUGUAUUUUAGGAUAGCGGGGAGGUGGAGAAAAGAAGCUCCCAGAUAGAAUGGUAAUAUCGAUGAGAGCCCAGUUUGUGUUGUGUUGUGUUGUUGAAAAAUAUUAUUAGUACUAAGAAAGAAGAAAUCAUCAAAGAAUAGAAUAGAAUAGAAUAGUUUGGGUGAUUUGAGAAGAGAAUAGAAGAGAGAAGAUGAAGGUACGUUCUGAAAGGGGAAGAACGAAAGUAGUGAUUAGGCAUUUACCUCCUUCACUAACUGAAUCCGAUCUCCUUCAACACAUCGAUAACCGCUUCGCUUCUCGCUACAACUGGUUCUCUUUCCGUCCCGGCAACACCAGUCACAAGAAUGAAAGGUAUGCUAGAGCCUAUAUAGACUUCAAUUCUCCCGAUGAUGUUUUGGACUUUGCUGACUUGUUCAAUGGACAUGUUUUUGUUAACCAAAAAGGUGUCCAGCAUAAAGCAGUAGUUGAGUAUGCACCUUCUCAGCGUGUUCCAAAGAAAACUACCAAAAAGGAUGGCCGCCAAGGGACUAUAUAUAAAGAUCCAGACUAUCUCGAGUUCCUCAAACUCAUCGCAAAGUCUCAGGAACAUCUUCCUAGUGCAGAAAUACAAUUGGAAAGAAAAGAAGCUGAGCAAGCUGGGGCUAGCAAGGAACCACCUAUCGUCACACCCCUGAUGGAAUAUGUUCGUCAGAAACGUGCUGUUGACAGUGGUCUACUGGUUUCAUCGGCGGCAACAAGAGUUGGCAGAAGAGCCAGAGCUGCUCUGCCCUGCAAGCCUGGGCCAGGUAAUACCAGACGAGCAUCUGAAAAGAAAAAGUAUGUUCAGAAGGACAAUAUCAAGAAUGCUAAUCGGAAAGACUCGAGAGACAAAUCAGCCUUUACUGUGGUCCCCAGGCGCGAGGAUCAGUCUGCUGAAUCAAGUAUAAAAGGAAUUUAUGAAAUUGACUCUUUUGUGAUUGAUGAAUAUCCAGUGCAUGGUAUUGAAGGUUCCAUCUCUGGAAUACCGCUGACUUCUGACUCAGGAAAGAAAAAAAUCCUUCUUCUGAAAGGAAAACAGCGGGAAACUCCCAAAGCCACCGAAGGCAUGGUAAAACAGCAAAAUGCCCAAUCUGCAAAUUCACCCAUUUCAUCUACUUCAAAACAGAACCAAAGGCGUGAAGCCGGUGGAAGAUUGAUUAGGAGCAUACUUCUAAAUAAUGAAUCUCGACAAAGUCAAUCUACAUCUGCUGCACAACAUAAGAUUCAAAUCUUAACUUCUGAGAAUGGGAAGCGGCCACCUCGUCCUUUUGGCUCAAGGUCUGGGUUAAGUGAUCAAGUGUCUAAUCAUGAUGCUGGGCAAGUUAAUUCUGAAGGGCAUUCUAAAAGGGAUUUGGAUGAAAAGUUUGUAAGGAGAGAUUUGCAUGGUUUGAGUAUUGCUGAUAAAACGGAAAAACGUACUAGAAACAAGGACAGGCCUGAUCGUGGUGUCUGGACACCUCUUCGCCGUUCUGAUUCUUCACAUAGUAUUGAGCACUCAUCAUCCUCAGUGGCACAGCCUACACCGUCAAAUCCUGAAUCAGUUGAAGGGGAAGUAAAAGAAAAUGUUUAUUCAGGAAACAGGAGUGGGGAAUUCUCAGCUUCUGCAGGUGGACGUAGCAGUUCCUUUGUUGAGAAUGGUUCACAAAGAAUUUUUACUCGCCGCGGGGCUCCCUAUAUAGCGAAGGAUGAUGGUGCAGUCAGUUUGAAUGAAGGGAAACUUUCAAAGAAAGGUGUUGUUGGGCAUAGUACUCAUGAGAAACAAGUUUGGGUUCAGAAAUCAUCUUCAGAUAAUGGACACUUGGAGGAAUUAAUGGAAUGUGCAAUGAAGCAUCGCCGGAGAAGCUGUGUUCGGUCAUCAGCACCACCGGAGGAGGAGGAGGAGGAGGAGGAGGAGAAGGAUUCCAAACAUUUUAUGAAAGCCAUACUUCCUCCACCCUUUCAUUCCAAACAAAUUAGAAUCCCCGAUGAGUUUAUAACAAGAUUUGGAAAUGAACUCAGUAAUGUGGCUAAGAUUACUGUUCCCGAUGGUCGUCGUCAAUGGAAUAUGGAACUCAAGAAAUGUGGCCGCGACGUUUUCCUUUGCAACAAAUGGCAAGAGUUUGCAGAAUACUAUUCUAUCAGUUAUGGUUGUUAUUUAGAUUUCAAGUAUGAAGGGAAUUCAGAGUUUAAUGUUGUUAUAUAUGAUACAACUUCUCUUGAAAUUUCUUAUCCAUCCAAAACUCCAAGUACUAAUGGAGAAUCAAACACAAAAGAUACUGCCAAUGAAUGCAACCCAAAAAACCCUUCUUUUCGUUCAAAAUACAUGAAGGCUGCACGGGGCCCAUAUGUGUAUGUUCCUUUUGAAUUUGCUGCAGAGUAUCUGAAGCUAAAGGUUCCAUUCAUGCUUCAAAAUCCUCAAGGAAAACAGUGGAAAGUUUCUUGUAUAAUGAAUAAUAAGCGAUCAUCAACAAUGCGAAUAAUUAAGGGACUUCCUAUUUUUGCUAGGGAAAACAAUCUGUUAAGGAGAUGUUUUUAUGUGUUUGAGCUGAUCAAGACGAAGCCUGUUGUUGUGCUACGAGUUACACCAUCUCCCACGCUUCGCCAGAAAAAUUCUGUCCCGUCAUCGGCAGAGGAGGAAGUUAGGGAAUCCAAACAUUUUAAGAAGGCCAUACUUCCCUCCCCCAUUCAUGCCAAACAAAUGAAAAUUCCAGAUAACUUCAUAACAAUAUUUGGGAAUGAACUCAACAAUGUUGCUAAAGUUACUGUUCCUGAUGGUCGUGUAUGGGACAUAGAACUGAAGAAAUGCGGAGAGAAUGUUUUCUUUUGCAACAAAUGGCAACAGUUUGCAGAAUUUUAUUCUAUAGAGUAUGGUUGCUACCUGUCUUUCAAAUAUGAAGGGAAUUCAAUGUUUAGUGUUAUUAUAUUUGAUGCAACUUCUGUUGAGAUUGUAUAUCCUCCAUUCAAAACUAAUGGAGAACCAAAAAGAAAGUGUGGACGUCCUAGGAAAAAGUCGAGGGUUGAAAUGAAUGAUGCUGAUGAUUUAGCGAGUGCUGAGGAUCAAGGAUCAAAGAACCCUUCUUUUACUUCCACCAUAAGGCAUCAACGUAUGAGAAUUCCAGAUGAGUUUAUAACAAGAUUUGGAAAUGAACUCAGUCAUGUGGCUAAGAUUACUGUUCCUGAUGGUCGUCAAUGGGAUAUGGAAGUCAAGAAAUGCGGCAACGACAUUUUCCUUUGCAACAAAUGGCAAGAGUUUGCAGAACACUAUUCUAUCAGUUAUGGUUGUUAUUUAGAUUUCAAGUAUGAAGGGAACUCAGAGUUUAAUGUUGUUAUAUAUGAUACAACUUCUCUUGAAAUUUGCUAUCCAUUCAAAACUUCAAGUACUAACGGAAAACCAAACAUAGAGUGUCCUAAAAGAGCAAAAGAUGCUGUCAAUGGAAUCAAUCCAAAAAACCCUUCUUUUUGUUCCAAAUCCUUUAGAGACAACUUUGCAUAUGUUCCUGCUGAAUUUGCUCCAAAGUAUCUGAAGCUAAAUGUUCCAUUCAAGCUCCAAAAUUCUCAAGGAAAGCAAUGGGAAGUUUCUUGCGUAUUCAAUAAAAAAGGAAAAUCAAUGCGAAUAACAACAGGAUUCCGUAAAUUUGCAAGGGAUAACAAUCUAUUAAAGGGAGUUAUUUAUCAUUUUGAGCUGAUCAAGAGUGAGCCGGUUGUUGUGCUCCAAGUUACAGAGGCCCCCCACACGCCAUGGCAGCAAAAGUGUGUCCGGUCAUCAGAGGAGAAGGGAGUUAGGGGUUUUGAACAUUUUAAGAAGGCCAUACUUCCUUCACCCAUUCAUGCCAGACAAAUUAAAAUUCCAGAUAACUUCAUAACAAUAUUUGGGAAUGAACUCAACAAUGAUGCUAAAGUUACUGUUCCCGAUGGUCGUGUAUGGGACAUAGAACUGAAGAAACGCGACAACGACGUUUACUUUUGCAAUAAUUGGCAACAGUUUGCAGAAUUUUAUUCUAUAGAGUAUGGUUGCUACCUGUCUUUCAAAUAUGAAGGGAAUUCAAUGUUUAGUGUUAUUAUAUUUGAUGCAACUUCUGUUGAGAUUGUAUAUCCUCCAUUCAAAACUAAUGGAGAACCAAAAAGAAAGCGUGGACGUCCUAGGAAAAGGUCGAGGGUUGAAAUGAAUGAUGCAACUUCUGUUGAGAUUGUCUAUCCAUUCAAAACUCCAAGUACUGAUGGAGAACUAAACACAAAGUGUCCUAGUCCUGGGAAAAGGUCCAAGGUUGAAACAAGUAAGAGUCAAGGGCAAAAGCUCAAAAGCAUGUCUAAACAUGCUUCUAAAAGAGCAGAGAUUGCUGCCAUCGAAUUCAAACCAAGCUACCCCUAUUUUCGUUCAAAAAUUUGUGAGCGAAGAUAUGUGUAUGUUCAUUGUGGUUUUGCUGCAAAGUAUCUGAAGCAAAAUGUUCCUAUAAAGGUCCAAAAUGCUCAUGGAGAAGAGUGGGAAGUUUUCUGCACCCCGAAUACUUUUGGGUCGUCGGAGAUGCGAAUAUCGAGGGGAUUUGCUUAUUUUCAAAGGGCCAACAAUCUAUCACACGGAGAUUAUUGUGUUUUUGAGCUAAUCCAGAAGAAGCCGGUUGUGCUAAAAGUAACAAUGUUUCGCAUGGUUGACUACCUUGAUUAACAACUUAUGCAUCCUCUCUACUCUGAUGAAUGAGGCAUGAUGUUGCAUGCUGCUAUA